Molecule: messenger RNA, 1283 nt
Organism: Eruca vesicaria subsp. sativa (arugula)
Lineage: Eukaryota; Viridiplantae; Streptophyta; Magnoliopsida; Brassicales; Brassicaceae
Source: the annotation of a GenBank genome assembly
GGAAUACCAAAAAAGUAUCGCCUCGUGUCUGAAUAAUAAGGUUCUGAAGAAGAUAAUCUUUCGAGGCUCCUCCCAGUCAGAACGACGUUGACGCGAAAGCGAACAAAAAUUCCGAGAAACUGAACAUGGUUAAGGUGGAAGAUGAGCCACGCGCUUCCGCUGAAGGUAGAGUUGGGGUCGUCGACGGUGAUGGCGGCGAGGAGCAUGAACCGGUUGAGAUCUCCGGUGACGCCACCGAGCACGGUGCCAUCGCCGGAUCUGUUGCCGGAGAAGGUGGAUUUUCAGAUGAAAGACCGAUUCAGGAAGCUAGAUCCACGGAGGCCCCUUCCUCUGAUACUCCAACUCAACUUACUAUUUUCUUUGGUGGGAAAGUUACCGUCUUUGAUGGACUUCCACUAGAAAAGGUUGAAUCCACUACACAUUCUACUUUCUUGUUUUGUCUGAAACUCUCAGAGACUUACUCUUCUCAUCACUGUGAAUUGUUCCUUACACAGAUUCAAGAAAUCCUCGGUAUUGCUGCUUCUGCUGCUGCUAAAUCCAUUGAGACAAAGAACUCCACGAACGUCAGUCCUGUCCUUUCUCCAGCACUGAACAGAGCUCCUUCUUUCUCUAGCACCUCUACCGGAGCUUCACCAGCUGCACAGUCAUUCCCAGUUACGUUUUGCAGAUCUGCUGCUGAACUACCAAUUGCAAGGAGGCAUUCACUUCAACGAUUCCUUGAGAAGAGACGGGACAGAUUGGUCAACAAAAACCCUUACCCUGCUUCAGACGUCAAGAAGACAGAUGUCCCAACCGACAAUUCCUCUAUUAAGGAGGAGUCUCCUCUUACUUAGCAGAAUCCUUCAAGGCUACAAUAAGCUUCACGAAUAAUAUCAUUCCAAAUAAGUGAAACCUUAUGAUGUGUGUUGUAUGAUAGUGUAACCGAAGAUUUGUUUGCAUGUCUGGAGUGGCUCGACUUGUUUAUCAUUUUACAUUCUCUCCAAGGAUGAGAAGAGUAUUAUCUACUGAUGAAAAAACUACUGUGGUCUUAAAAACAGUGUGAUAGAGUCUUAUCUUAACUAUAUAGAACUCUUGAUGUUAUGUUAUUGAACUUGUUAUCUCUUUCAGACACAAUGCGUAUGUAAUAUUAAUGAAGUCUGCUAUUGUUGUAAUAAUCUUUUCAUGCAAGGCAAAGCGAGAUCUCUGUAAAAUACGUAAGAUGUGAAGAUAAUAGGUUUACGGAGAGAGGAGGAAGAAGAGAAGGUGAAAGGUUUACGGAGAGAGGAGGAAGAAGAGAAGGUGAA